Messenger RNA from Nicotiana attenuata, 1798 nucleotides. Its product is annotated as protein IQ-DOMAIN 14-like. The record is from RefSeq and is a predicted model, not a curated record. The coding region runs from base 214 to 1629 and encodes 471 amino acids. The transcript has 4 exons. Lineage: Eukaryota; Viridiplantae; Streptophyta; Magnoliopsida; Solanales; Solanaceae. Gene Ontology annotation, molecular function: protein binding.
UCCAUCCUUCUUUGUUGUUAAAGAAUCUUCCAUCAUACUCAUUUCUAUUGUGUCUUCCUAGCAUCUCACUGCUGACUAUCUUCCUUCUCUUUUAAGCCACUGUCAUCUCAUCCGCACCUUUUCCUCUAUAUAAUUCACUGGGAGAUAAUGCUCUUGCUAAUCCAACAACCUGAGUCGUUGGCUCAAAAAGCAGUGCGUAGCUAGGCUAGAUAUAUGGGCAAAUCAUUAAAUUGUUUCAAAGGUCUCCUUGGGCUCAAGAAACGUCCUGAUCACUCUCCAUCUUCUUCUCCGUUAUCCGGAAACACAAAUCCAUAUCCCACACAAACCAUUAAACCGACAAAGAAAAAAUGGAGCUUCAUCAAAUCCUACAGAUCAGAAAAGGACUACUACCAACACCAUUACGACCACCAACCUCUCAAUGCUGCUCAUAUAUCCUACCACGGUACUCUGCCAACGUCUUUUCACGGUGGACAUGAUGUUGGUCUUGACCCAACCAAGCACGCGAUUGCAAUAGCAGAGGCUACUGCUGUCGCUGCAGAGGCUGCUAUUGCUGCUGCUCAGGCAGCAGCAGCAGUUGCAAAGCUGACAACUAGUGGGAGGUUCAUGACCACUACCUCCUCUAUGACCUGCGUGAGCAGAACCGGUGCAGCUUCUAGGAAUCGUGAAGAGUGGGCCGCUAUAUUAAUACAGUCGCAUUUCCGAGCUUAUCUGGCAAGGAGAGCUUUACGAGCAUUAAAGGGACUGGCGAAGCUUCAGGCAGUGGUAAGAGGUCAUAUUGUGAGGAAGCAAACUGCUGAUACGCUAAGGCGUACGCGAGCACUCGUAAAUCUUGAUCCUGCAACUCCAGAAAAACUUGAGCAUGCUGUUCGUCACAGGAACAUGAAGCAUGUCGAGACGUUCAUGCUCAAGAAGCAAGCACCAAAAUCGAACAUCAAGGCAACUGGCACAGAAGAAGUAUAUAUGAUUCAUACAGACUGCAGCAGGAUAGAUGCUAGAUCUAGGAAACACGGUGGAUCUACUGCAAAAACUACAUCAAUAGAUGAUGAUAAAAGUGACAAGAUCGUCAAAAUAGAUAUUGAGAAACCAUAUGUCAACCCCAGGAAUUUCUUCCAAUCCUCUCAUAUAAACUUGAAAUCAGAGCAAUACAGUUACAGCUUACCUGCAUCUAAGGACGCAACAGCCCGUCAAACAGUUACUACUCCAUCUUCAUGUGGCAGUCAAUCGCUGAGCCUCCUGAAAUUGAAUCAAGAUGCUGAUGAGGAAGCCUCUUUCUGCACAGCUGAUAAUAACCCAAAAUUUUCCUCAGCUUCAUCUCAAUGUGGUAGCUCAAGGAGAAGACUAUUUACUACAACUAAGAGUAAUGCUUCAAGAAAUUGCUCGAAUGGUUACCAGGGUCAUCCCAACUACAUGUCUUACACCGAAUCAGCAAAGGCUAAGCUGCGGUCAAUGAGUGAACCAAAACAGAGGCCUCGCUAUGAAAGAUCAAGCACAAUGAAGAGGUACUCAGUUAAUGUAGACAGCGAGUCAAGAAAGGUUUCUGCCUUUCAUCCCAACUUCACCAAUAAAGCCUAUCCAUCUUCUGUUAGGGACAGAUCUGCAUUCAGUGGUGGUCUUUUGCAUAGAUAUUGAGCAAAUUAAUGUUUUUAUCAAUUUAAUUGUGCUAACACAUGGUUCAAGUUUAGAAUAUCCAAUGUCCUAGAGAGGUCCUUUCGUCUUUGUUGUAAUACCAAACUAAUGUAAACAAUUUGUCCUUUACUAAUUUAACUUUAGAGGAUGCAAUCUCUUAGUGAACUAAUUA